CGGGGCGAGUGGAGCCUGUGAAGCUAUUCCUGUGGUCUCUAGAAUCCUGUUCUGCCCUAGUAAAGGCAGGCUUUUCCGUGAGAGGAUUUCAAUUUGUUGAAAUGAGCAGUCAUAAAUCAAAGAGUAACAACUUAAUACAAGCAGAAUAACUUUCACAGGUACAAAGAAUUUUACGUGAAAGAUUCUGUCAUCAGAGUCCACAUAGUAACCUGUUUGGAGUACAAGUACAAUAUAAACACUUAAUUGAGCUGCUAAAAAGAACUGCUAUUCAUGGGGAAAGUAACUCUGUUCUCAUUAUUGGGCCCCGAGGAUCAGGAAAGACCAUGUUAAUAAACCAUGCUUUGAAAGAACUAAUGGAAGUUGAAGAAGUGAGUGAAAAUGUAUUACAAGUUCACUUAAAUGGACUGCUACAGAUCAAUGAUAAAAUUGCCCUAUAGGAAAUCACAAGGCAGUUAAAUCUGGAAAAUGUAGUUGGAGAUAAAGUUUUUGGAAGUUUUGCUGAAAACCUUUCAUUUCUUCUGGAAGCUUUAAAAAAAGGUGACCGGACUAGUAGCUGCCCAGUGAUCUUCAUAUUAGAUGAAUUUGAUCUUUUUGCUCAUCACAAAAACCAAACACUCCUCUAUAAUCUUUUUGACAUUUCUCAGUCUGCACAGACUCCAGUAGCAGUUAUUGGUCUUACGUGCAGAUUGGAUAUUUUGGAACUCUUAGAAAAAAGAGUGAAGUCGCGAUUUUCUCACCGGCAGAUACACUUAAUGAAUUCAUUUGGUUUUCCACAGUAUCUUAAAAUAUUUAAAGAACAGUUAUCUCUACCUGCAGUAUUUCCAGACAAGAUUUUUGCUGAGAAGUGGAAUGAGAAUGUUCAGAGUCUCUCAGAAGAUAGAAGUGUGCGAGAAGUGCUGCAGAAGCAUUUCAAUGUCAGCAAAAACCUGCGGUCAUUACACAUGCUACUGAUGCUUGCUUUCAAUCGUGUAACACCAGCACACCCAUUUAUGACUGCAGCAGAUCUGAUGGAGGCAAACCAGCUGUGUAGCAUGGACUCCAAAGCAAACAUUGUACAUGGUCUUUCAGUCUUAGAAAUCUGUCUUAUCAUAGCAAUGAAACAUUUAAAUGACAUCUAUGAAGAGGAGCCCUUUAAUUUUCAAAUGGUUUAUAAUGAGUUUCAGAAGUUUGUUCAAAGGAAGGCCCAUUCUGUUUAUAAUUUUGAGAAACCUGUUGUCAUGAAGGCUUUUGAACAUUUACAACAAUUAGAAUUAAUAAGGCCCAUGGAAAGAACAUCAGUAAAUGCACAGAGGGAGUACCAGCUGAUGAAACUACUUUUGGAUAAUAUGCAAAUUAUGAAUGCUUUGCAGAAAUACCCUAACUGUCCUACAGAUGUUAGGCAGUGGGCAACAUCCUCCCUGAGCUGGUUAUGAAUAUAACCAUGCUUCAGUUAUGGAGUUUCAGGCAUACUUCUCUAAAGAACUAAAAGCUGUUGUCCUUUAACAAGAUAUGUUAAUACAUUUUCUUAUAUUUAUAAAGAUGUGUUUUUGUAUUUAUGGAGACUGUUACACAUGUAGUAUCAUGGCUGUGCCUUGCCUUUGAAUCAUGAGCAGUUACAUGAUUUAUAAUUCUAGUGAUUUAGGUUAUGUUGUAAGUAGCU
This is a messenger RNA of Hippopotamus amphibius kiboko, 1639 nucleotides long. RefSeq names its product origin recognition complex subunit 4-like. The transcript has a single exon. Bases 753 to 1412 code for a protein of 219 amino acids. Gene Ontology annotation, cellular component: nuclear origin of replication recognition complex; nucleus. Gene Ontology annotation, molecular function: DNA replication origin binding. Lineage: Eukaryota; Metazoa; Chordata; Mammalia; Artiodactyla; Hippopotamidae. Gene Ontology annotation, biological process: DNA replication; DNA replication initiation. The record is from RefSeq and is a predicted model, not a curated record.